GGCUGGCUGGGGCGGAGCUCGCAAGGAGGCGGCUGUCGGUGGAGCUGCAGUCGGGACUGGGCGGCUGGGCCUGGCGGCCGCGAAGGGGCGCGCCUCGCUGGCGCGGAUCUGCCCGCACGUGAACUCCACCUCCUUGCUGGCUCCGCGCCGAGCGGUGAAGCUGCGGGUCUCCGCCCCGCUCCAGCGACGCCUCAGCUCCUGGAAUAGUAAUCUCAGUUCCGGAUCGCGCAUAGCUGGCUCCUAGCUGACCGCUUGAGUCACCCAGCAGCGGUGUGGCGGAGCCAGGGCUGGGAACCACUGGAAACCCUGCUACAGCACAGACACCGGCCCAGCAGGGGACACCCCGCCGGAGCAGGCCAGUUCAUUCAAGGACUCAUCCCUGUGCCUUCCUUCUGAGUUUCGACUACUUCCCAGUGGAAAGCAUACUUGGAACAGACACUUGAGUACUCGUGGAGAGAGGUUCCAUGGGGACUGUACCUGACCCUCUGAGGGUGACAAAAGCUUCAAUAGUGGCAGCUUCAGGGAAGGAAGAGUCUCCAGGAGAGCUGCAGAGUGUCUCACCACAGCCAACUCAGCCAGAUAAAAAUGCUAGCGGCAUUGGCAAUGCUCCUGCAGAACUCGGCCUCAGGCUCAAUGCAGCUGCUCAGGCCCUGAUGCAAGCUUGCAUGCAUGAGUCCAGCCAGCAAGACAUGGCAUCUCCUGGUGUCUUCAAUGAAGCAGAGCAAGUGUCUCCUGAACAGAAAACUCCCGAUGCCUCCAAGCUUCAAGGAAGCAAGGAGUCAGCAGCACCAGGUCUGAAUACUACUACAGAAAAGGAACUUACAUCUGCGCCAUUUUUAAUGUCUGCAGCCCAGCCCAGUCACCAUGACAUCCGAAGUGACCCACCAAAUACUAGCACCUGUCCAGUACCUGAGGAUUCCUUGGUGAACUCAGAGGCAAACUCAAACGAUGAGAAACCUACCAGGGUCACCUGUUGCCGCAACAAAAAUGAAGUACACUGUGAUUUUCCUUCUGCAGAAAACAGUCAGGCAAUAAUUGUACAGACUCCAGAUACAGCAAUGAGGAUUCACUCAUCCCCUUCUGCAGAGAGACGUGAGGGGGAAGGGCAGAAAGUCAUCAAUAACACCACAGUGGUGUCCAGUGAAUCUCCAGCCACAGGAGGAUGCUCAGAGAACAAAGAGCCCUCAGCCACUGCCUUGAACAGCACAGCUGAAAGGUCAGAAAAUCCUCCACUAACCCCCCUCACCAGCAGAGAGGCCACAUGUUCUUCAGAGGCAAGGCAGGCACUGCUGCCCGCACAGCAUCCAGCGUCAAGGUUCAAAGAAGCCAGUACGAUGACCUGCCAAGCUGAAAGCGAGGCUAAGGAGGUCCCUGGCAGGGCUUGGCAAGAUGCUGAGGUGCAGGCAGUGGCAAGUGUAGAGAGCAGGUCUGUCUCUACCAGCCCCAGUAUCCUCCCUGCAUAUUUGAAGGAAAAUCCUGCACCGGAGCAGGAGAAUGGGCAGGAGCAACUGCGAGUCAUUUGCCAUAGCAAGGGCAGUGGAAGCCACCAGUUGGAACUAUCGAACAGCAUGGUAGACCCCCAGGAGGCAAGGCAGGGCCCCAGCAUUGUACCACAGGUGCAUAUCCAGGCAGUUGUUCCCACUCCUGCAGCUUUCAAAGGGGGAUACAAACCAGCCAACCAACCAGCUGAAGGCCGUAAAUCUCCACUGAUCCAUGUGGCCUCCAGCCAAAACCCGGAUACAGAGGAAGACCAUCGGUCUUCAGUAAGCAAAGAGGCAACCUCCAGACAACUUGCAGGUACGAAUCCUGACUCCCAGAAAGCUAGCCCCAUUGGCCAGAUUUCCCUCCUGGCAGGGAGUCAAGCCGAGAUAAGCCAGGGGCUGGGGAACUCUGGACCCAGGGAACCUGAAUUUGUAGUGAAAACUACAAAUGACCACAAAGCAGAGCCAGGCUGCAAACCAUCCAACUCCCUUGGAGGAGCCAAGAAAGACCACACCCCUGAGAGCUUGGACCCCACUGAUAAAAGAGAUGCAAAGGACAAGAAGCCUGCUUCUCCUCUUAUCCUGAAGGACCAGGCACCUGGAGGCACCAACACCCUAGAUGCCAAAACCCUACUGCUAAAUCCCAAAUCUCAAGGAAAUGAAGGGGAAGGACCAGAGGUCAGUCCUGCACCCUCCCCAGGGAGGAAGAGCCAACAGAACGCCUUGGAAGAACACAAGCAGACCAAGACAGUCGCAAGUCUGAGCCUGCCAUCAGAUGGCACAGGUGACUCGAGCCCAGGCUCUGGUAAGAGGACCCCUUCUCGCUCAGUCAAGGCCAGCCCACGCAGGGGCAGCCGGGUCAGCGAGUUCCUGAAGGAGCUCAAUGUGACAGCUGCGGCUGCCCAGGUGGGGCUCACCCCUGGAGAGAAGAAGAAACAGCUGGGUGCGGACUCCAAGCUGCAGCUGAAACAGUCCAAGCAAGUGAGGGAGGUGGUGUGGGAUGACCAGGGCAUGACCUGGGAAGUGUACGGUGCUUCCUUGGACCCAGAGUCCCUGGGAGUUGCCAUCCAGAACCAUUUACAAAGACAAAUUAGGGAACAUGAGAAGUUAGUUAAAACACAAAGUGGCCAGACUCGAAGAUCGAUUUCCUCAGAUUCUUCUUCAAGUAAGAAGCUUAAAGGGAGACAACAGGGUGUUCUGCAGUCCAUGCUGCAAAACUUACGGCGUCCCAACUGCUGUGUCCGUCCUGCCCCGUCCUCUGUGCUGGACUAAAAGGGAACUGCACCGGUGUAUGAGCUGUGGUAUUCCUUGUGUCUAUUCGUGUUAAAGCUUAGAAGUUUGGAUUUCUGUUUUGGUGUGAAUUUGUUGUCAUUGUUUUCUGAGAGACUAAGAGUAAACGCAACGAUUAAGUUUAAAAAUUAGCUAUUACGAAUUGUUGGGUUCUCCACAAAUAAAAUGCCGCUUCACACUGAUAAAAUACCAGAAGCAGAGCAAAGUUUGCAGAUAGUCUGAGUUCAGAAGAAAUGGUUGUCGCUGCGGUUUUUUAAUCCAUUAUCAUUUAUACACACAUUUUUAUUACACACAAGUCAGUUGGUAUUUUCACCUCAGUCUAUUAGGUGUUAUUUCCAGUAAAAAAAAAAAAAAAAAAAACCUGCUUAUGUUAAAACUAGCAAAAACAGCUAUUAGUAACACUGGUAAUUUCUGGAAUUACUGAAGUAAAGAUGCUAGUACCACAAAAAGUUGCUAGUACCACAAGAGGAUAGUAGUACUACAAGAGAAUGCUAGUACCAUAAAAGUUUAAGUAGCUUAUAAGAACCUUAAUGUGAAAAGUUGAGAAAAAUGUAUGUUAUUCCUGAAAGAAAUAAAAUGAAAUGAAAAUAUUCAAAAAUAUAUGAAAAUAUGAACUGGCUAUAUACAUCUAAAGCUAACAGUUAUAAUGUGAACAAGUUCUUGUUAGAAAAGUUAGCUAUUCCUCCAAAUAUGAAUAUUCCCUGUACUAAACGUGAACUUCUAUGUGUACAUCUUCCUGCAUUGGAAGCGGAAGUGCAUCUCUGUGCUCCGGGCCACAUUAAAAUGGUAUUUUCUUACACUAGAGGGAAUGUCUGUGACUGGAGUCUUGAAACUAAGGAGGACAGUGAAUUUUGUAUUGAAAGUGUGUCCUCUGCUAACAGUUUCUGAUUUGCAUAAAUGCACAAUCUAGACUCCUUCAGAUUUAUUGCUUUCAAGUGGCAUGCUGUUAUACUUCAGAGAUCUUCAUGAAAUUAUAGUUUGGACGCUGGUUGGCCAUCUUCCCUCACCGGUUUCUACAAAAGGUUAGACAGCCAUGGGAACAUCUUUGGCACACCGAGUUGGGGUGGUGGCAGCAGCUGGAGCAUUGAGAUAGGAUGGAGAAGGAGCACGGCCCAGGCUGAGGGAAGGCCUUCCUCCGAGCAUUCAUGGUCUAGACAAUGCUAAUCUGAAGGUUGCAGUAAACACUUCAGACUUAGCUGUGGAAGAAAGAGCAACAGCCUUUGCUAAAAUCACUCCUGAUGAGCUAGAAAAGAGGACCUGCCAUGCAUCAUUUUUUUCUUUAGAGACUCAAAUAUCAGUGGUGCAGCCACACAUCUAUUUUGGCUUUUUAAAGUUUAUUUCUAUUUUAUAGAUUAAAAACAUAAGAAUUAUACCUGAGUUCCAAAUCCUGAGCUACAUUGCGUUUGAUUUCUACAAGAGCAAUUUAACUGAGUAUGUAGCUGCAUAAGUAAGCCACAGUGACAGUACUCUCCAAGUUGGAGAAUGAUAAUUACAGUGUUAUACUUGGAACUGAUAAUGAAUUUCUUAAUAAGGCACAUUUUUCAGCUUCUUACUAAUUGGCUUCUAUUAAGGAUGCUUUAUAAAGUAGGAAUUACUGUCAAAUUACUGAUCAAAUUGUUAUACUAAUGAUUAGAGAUUUAGUAUAAAACUCUUUUAAUCUAAGUACUCAUUUGUCUCAGACACACGUGCAGGGAUUUUAUCUGUCUCCUAUCUUACACACACCCAUGCCUUCUGUCACAUGUCAGCACCCAUAUUGUGUAUACACAAGCACACUCCCCACAUACACAUACACAAGAGCAGCUGUCCACAGGGUCCACUCCAGAUGGCCCUAGGAAUCCUUUCCUGCAAAGAGCUACAACAAGCUGUUCCUAUGGUCUAAUAGGAGAGAAAAGACAGUUCUGAGCAGCAAUAAUGUUUGUGGAUUUCAACUAAACAUGCAAUACAUAGAUUGUUAAGCCUGAGAAAGUUGUAAGCAUCUUUCCCAACUUCAGGAAAUCAAAACUGCUCAUUUUGGUAUGGUGCCUCUCAAAGCAAAACCUUAAGAAGAAAUAUUUGAUUAAUAAAUUUGGUUUUCUUUGAUACCAGAAUUAAAUAUUUAAUUUGUACAAAGACUCUAUAAACAUCACAAAAUGGUACAAAUAGAUCUUUGCUUUUUUCCUUUUUCAUCCUACAGAAUUGAGAGCUUUUAGAAACAUCCAUGGAAGUUGCCUCUCCAAAUGUAUACAUUAAGCGGCAAACCUGAUCAGGUGUUUAUUUUAUGGUACCUACCCAUAGACACUCACAUAGUACAAUUACAAAUUGUACAAGUACAAAUCCCUAUUUGAAGCUUUCCCUUUUCAUAAGCCCAUGACACAUAAUCCAACCUUCAGGAUUUCACUGAGACCUCCUGUCUUCUUCAUCCAAGUAGGCACACAAUGGCUGUCCUGGAACACUCUAUCUGCCAAGAUAGAGUGAUAUCACUCUAUCACUCUUCUUGCUUUGUCUUGUGACAUACACUGGUUUAAGAGUUAUUUAUGUCUAUCAUUAAUUUUUUCUUUUAAAAACGUUUUAUUGAUUCUUUGUGAUUUUUGCAUCAUGUACCCAGUUGACUCAUCUUCAUCUCCUCUCAUAACUGCCAUCUAUCUACCCUUGCAAUCUCACCCCCAAACAAACACACAAACAAAAUAAAACAAAACAUAAAAACCAUCUCAUCAUGAAAACUGUAGUAUGGCACAAUGUGUCCCACAGUAUGUCUCUCUGUACACACAUGUUCACUUGCAAAUGUUUAUAGCAAUGUGUCAUUGGUCUGGUUCAAGGUCUCUGGCUUCUGUGAUACCAUCAGUAUUGGCUCCUCACUGGGACUCCCCCUGGUUAUCCUGUUGUUGUCCUGUGUCAUGGGAAUCAUUCAUCUUGGAUCAGCAGGACCUGCCCUUUUAUAUACCCCAAGAGUUCAUAGAAAAUGUAGAGCUCAGAUAUCACUGAAGCCCAGAUCUGGGGCUUUGAGUUGACCUACCCAAAAAUCUACAUCAUUAAUUUCUUUCACAUGUCAUUUAUACCUUCCUAAUACAUCUUAGAUUUUGAAAUAUAGGUAGUAAAUGUUUUAUUAAUGAAAUAAAUAGAAAAUAAAUAGAAAAUAUUUCUGGCAUCAGUAAUAAAGGAAGUGGAACUCAGGGUCUGGUAUUUCAUUCACCAUUUACAAUUUAACGAUGUUAUACCACUUACCAAGAAAUACUAGAGUUCUUAUUUAAACUGUUAUUAUUCUGUUUCUAUGACCAUGAGACAAACACUCUAGCUUCCAUUGUAAUUUGUUUAUUGUGAAUGAUUUUAUAAGAACAUCAUUUUUAAUUAGUUGGUUUUGAUGCCAUGGCCACCUAUGUAACAUAAAGUAAAAUAUUGAUCAACUUUUGUUUUGAAUCAGUGGCAUAAAAUGAAUAUUUUGUUGUGUCAAAAUUAAUCUGAACCCAUGUGUAUGUAUGUCAAGAUGAAAUCAUUGAAAACCAGAUUCAUGUUUCCUUCCAUGCCAAGUUCAACUAUAUUGAAUGGAAUUUGAUCUUGGAUACAAUUAUUUUAUUCUUCCAAAUCAAAAUCAUCCAAUACGCCUUAUUUUGGAUAUCUGUAUUUCAUGUUAUAGAUUGAGUAUAAAGCUGAAGUUGGACUGAAUGUGCAUGUGUGUCCUCUAUUUAAAGUCUGGACUUUGAACCCGAAUCCUAACACAGAAAGAUAAGGAUAAGAAUGUUGUAGUUUAUCUGGAUCUCAAAGUCUUGGGGCUUUGCUGUUCCCAGUUUGUACUGUUUUGCUUCAUUAUUCUGGCCAUGAUGUAUAUACCACACCAAAAACAGAACACUAGGGGAUGUCCACUUUUAUUAGUAGGAGAUAUGUGAAAGUAUGCUUUUAAUGUCUCUUGUACAGCCUUCUUUGUAUUCACUGUUAUAUUCACUGAAAAUGCGUGAGAAAUCAGUUUCCCUUUAUUUGUACAGUGAAAGUGGUUUUUAAAGAUCCCCUUCUAGUGUAACAUAAGUCAUCAUAUCUCCUGUCUACUAUUUCAGAUCACUAUAAAGAAAACAACAUAUUAGAAUAACAUUUGUGUAUAGUUUAUGUGUUCUUAUUGGAUACUGGCCAAUCAUGGCCUUAUAUAGACUAAGAUGUACUAAUUAUCUACAAGGUUGUCAUGGAGAUGAGGCUGUCUCUUCUCUCCUGCUUUGUUCUUAGUGGUGUGUGAAAAAUAAGCUUGUGAAUUCCCUGGUGUGGUGACAUUGAACUCUGAAAUAUCUUAAAGCAAGCUGAUGACAUUGUCACUGCCACAGCUUUGUCAACAUGGUGAAUCAAUUAAUCAGAAACCUUGUUUCUGCCCAUGUCAGUACCUACUGUAUCACAAUUAUACCUGAACAUUUUGUUUUCUGUUAGCAGUGUCCCUUGAUGUGUGGGCAGCCUCUUUGGUUGGCUCUUUCUGAAUGCAGGUCAGCUGCUACUCCAUGGCAAAUGAAACUUGCAUUCUGGGAAUCUCCUGCCAUCCUUGGGACCAUACCCUCCCCUAACAAAAUUCUGCAACUGAUGAGUGAUUCUGAAAGGCAUACCUGCAGACAUGCAGGUUCAUGAAGAACCACACAAUGUUGAACAUUUUUUUUUGCAAAAUAGCUUUGUAAAUACUGAAACAGACUUCCACGAACACUAUCUUACUUUUGGAACAGAAAGUAUUCCUUGCCUAAGGAAAUCAAAUUUUUGAUUUGCAAUAACCAAGAACAUGAAGGAAGAAUUGGAGUGGAGAUUUUCUGCCUCACAAUGAUAUGUUGCUAUGUUUAACAGUGAACACUCACCAGCUCAGCUUUCACUUGCCACAACCGAAUAACCUCUCUCCAAGUAACUCCAGUCCAUCUGUGUGCAUAUACAAACAAAAGACAAUCUGGAAAAGACUUACUAUUAAAAAUUCAAGGUGACAGCAAUUAUAAAGGACAUUCAAAUAACUGAGGACUCAGAAAGAUAACAGUGGGGACCAGAAUGGCAUAAGAAGUUGUCAUUUAAACAUUUUUUUCUAAGACUCAGAUAUCUCAGAAACCAAUUUGAGAAUAAAAACUGUUGACUAUGAAAUUAAAGCCAAGCAAUAUCAUGCCAAAAAGAGGCAGUUAUACCAGCAAGUGCAUCAGCUGUAAUCACACAUUAUGUAAUUAUAGUUUACUCUGGGAAGAUUGGCGGUAGCUCAGAGGGCACAUGGAAGCACAGAUUCAGCUUUCUGUUGGAAAGCCUGAUUAAAUGCCUCACAUGAAGUAGCAGCUCAAUAACCAUGAGCAAAGAUUAGCCCAUGUCUCAUGCCAACCAUGACAGAAGAGAAGCCACUGAUUCAAACUCAAAUCAGCUUCAACUAGAAACGUUGUCAAAACAAUUGAAUUUACAAAAAUUUCUCUUCCUGGAUACUAGCAGCUAGAUACAAUUCACUUAACUUAACUCAGCCUAGUGGAUUGCAAGACUUAGCAAUGUAAAACAGGCUCCCAAAUGAAAAAGUACUAAAACACCAUCCCUUUAUAGCAAAAGAAUCUCAAAUAAUGUUGAACAAUUCUCAGAGAAUGUUUUAGAUGACUUCUGAACACUAACUACUCAUCAAGUGUCUUUCUGUGCUCAAGUUCAAAGUUAAUUGGCUGUAAAGUAUUGAGAAUUAAGUCAUAUAUUUUGCCCCUCAGGAAAAGACACUGAUGAUCAACAAAACAGUAAUUAUGAUGAGAUUAUCUCAUGAUCUAUGUGUAUGAAAGAGAGAGUUAAAUGGGAAAGAAGGUCUAAUCUAGAUCUCUUCAAUGUGGAAAUGUCAUCAGAGAUUUUCCCUCAAGUAGGGGGAAAAUUAUAAUUUUGUUUGAGGUUGUUUUUUGUUUUGUUUUGUUUACAUUGCUGCUAGAACUUAUUUUUGUUAUUUUUUUUAAAAUAACAUAUCUCUUAUUUAGAAAAACUUCUAAGUAGUUAAGCAGUUUCUACUGAAUCACAGGGCAUUUGAAGACACUUUGUGAAGUUGGGCAGAAGGCACUGGUCUUCAUCCAAAGGCAAUCUUGAUGAUUUCAGUGUAGGCUCACUAGUAUUCAUUUUAGGCCACAUCUUGGCAUAAUUCACUUUCAAUCAUGUCUUUAAACGAUUCAGAUACACUGGAAAAUGGCAGUAUUCUAGACCUGCAUCUCUGUCCUUAAAAGAGAGGAGAGAUUAAUAUGGCUUGUUAUAAGGCGAUCUACAGAUACCUGCUAUUAAAUAUAAGAAAAGUCAACCAUGUUUGAAAACUCAAGGAAAACUCUCAAGUAGCAAUUACUAAAUCUCUAUAUUUAUUUACCUCUGUUGUAGUAAUGUGUGAUAAUACUGUAGCUGGUUGUGGUACAUCCAUACAUUCUGUAAGUGUGUAGAGUCUGUGGGUGAUUGCUUUGGCACUUUUAUGUGUAGACAAAAAUAGAAUGAUAAAGCUAAUUUAAAGGCUAUUUCUUAUCACCAAGUAGGUACGUGCAGGAAAGUUAAUAAAAUCAACAAAAGUGUGUAUGUUUGUAUUCAAUGACAGAAUUGAUUCUUUCAGUAUAAAGUCAGGAGGAACUGGGCAUAAUUAUGUUUUGUUUCUUUAUCAUCAUAAGAGUUGCCAGCAGAUUUACCACAAAGGCUGAAUGGAGUGGUUGGUACAUUGGCAUGUUACUAAAUAUGCCAGAGCUAAUUUCAUAUGCCAUUAGUCACAAGUAAGGUCAGUUCUUUGACCACUGGGUUGAUUUACAUUCCUCACACAUGCUCUGUGUUAAUUGUGUGACAGUAUGUACAUACAUGAGUGUGGUUGUGUACAUACCUUGUAUGAAUUAUCAACAUUCUUUAAACAGUUGCAGAAAAGCAGAACAAAGAAAUAAUAAAUCAAAAGCCUCAAAAUGGCUAACUAAGAUGUAUUUUCAUUUUCUACACAUAAAAUACGUAUAUAGCCAAAUGUAAAUAGCACAUUCAAAUAGAUGUUCACACAAAAUGAAUUUAAUUUGAAUGAAUUAUUGACAAAACAACUAAUUAAUAGCUACAUCUUUCCAUGACUUUCCUAUUUUGCAUAUAUUAAUAUUGAAAAUAUAAAUGCUCUUCCUUAACCCAAAUGGCAGUUUUUACAUGUCAUAAAAUCCCAGGCUAUUUAGCAUCUCAGAGUCUGGUAUCUGAACAGAUUCAGAGAUAUUAAUGCUAUUUUCUAAGUCCAGAACCAUAUCUGGAAAUGACACACACACUGAGAAAAACCACUUCUAUUUUGAAAGCUGAAUUUGGGCUUCUACCAAUAUUUAUUUGCACAGCCUGACAGAAAGCUUACACUUUUAUUGAAGUAUCUCCGGAUUUCUCUAGUGUGCAUAGUGACUCAAAGAAGAGACAAACACGGGCCUUCUCAUGAAAUUAGUAAAACUGUGUGCCCAGACCAAAGAGAAAUAAGAGAUCGAACUGAAAACAAAUUAUAGUAAGAUAUAAUAAUAAGACAGUUGGGAGUUCCUUAAGAAAGACACUGAUACUCUGCACAGAAUAACACCAAGGCUAGUAACAUUAUCCAACUACUGGUAACUUGGAACAGAAAUACCCAGUUUAUCACAGUUUUUCUUAAGAAACUGAUCAAAUUUUUCUAAUUUCUUCUCAAGGAAAAUUAUGUAUUGAAUAAAGAUCAGAGACUGACAUUGUUAAAAGUUAGUUCAACUUGACACUGGCUCCAUGACACUAAAAAGUGUUAUUAGCUAGUUGCUGGGCUAAUGACAUGAAUGGAAAUAUGAGAAUUGCCCCUUGAUGAAGAAUUCAUUUCAAAAACUACAAAUACAACUUUUCACAAAAGGUGAAUAUUAUUCUGAAUAAUAUUAAUAUGCAUAUAUUCCCUAACAUUUGAAUGUUCCUAGUAUAUUUUCCUGGGGGGAAAAUUGAACUGAUGUUGGCAUUUAUGAGUCUGUGUCUGCUGAAGCUGGAGAGAUGGCUCAGUGGUUAAGAGCAUGUACUGUUUCUUCCAGAGAAUCUGUGUUUGAUUUCUAGCACUCACACGGCAGCUCACAAUCAUCUGUAACUCCUGUUCAGAUUAGGAAAUAAAUCAUCUCCUGACACCUGAGAAAUGGACAAAGGCUAAGCAACCGUACAGACACUGAGUAAUGACUGUGUCUGGCCAGUUUACCUGUGAUGAGAAUAGAACUACUGAGAUCUUGAUGUUCACCAGUUUGUUUGUUUGUUUGUUUGUUUGUUUGUUUGUUUGUUUUUUGCAUAAGAGAAAUCUGUGUACUUUUGAAAAAUGCAUAUGAAUUUAAAUAUCACCUGGGAAUUCUUUCAACAUGACAACCAUUUGUGUACAUCCACUAAGAAAGAUCAAAAUGAAAUACAAUGUUUAAUCAAUGGAGAAACAGUAAUAUUCAAAAUGCAAAGUAUGACUGUUAUGGAAUCAUGUCUGUCUACAAAGAUCAUAAAAUAACUUCUUUAAGAAAGUUAUCAUAUCUUGGACAUUGUUCCCAAAUAAAGAUGGAAGGUCAUGUUGAUAGAAAGAUAAUGAUUUGACAAAAGACCCCAACCCUAUUUGACAGUCGGUUUUCUAAUGGAUGCUUAAAAUACUGAUGCUUAAAAUUCAACUGGUUAGCUACUGUUGUCCUAAAACUUUUUGAAAUAUGAUUUUUUUGCAUCUCACUUCACAUAAUAAAUAUACUAUGAAAUAAAGUA
This is a messenger RNA of Apodemus sylvaticus (European woodmouse), 11399 nucleotides long. RefSeq names its product GPRIN family member 3 (gene Gprin3). Gene Ontology annotation, cellular component: plasma membrane. The record is from RefSeq and is a predicted model, not a curated record. Bases 465 to 2753 code for a protein of 762 amino acids. NCBI's taxonomy places the organism in Eukaryota, Metazoa, Chordata, Mammalia, Rodentia, Muridae. Gene Ontology annotation, biological process: neuron projection development. The transcript is spliced from 2 exons.